Messenger RNA from Mesorhabditis spiculigera, 4020 nucleotides. The record is from the annotation of a GenBank genome assembly. Lineage: Eukaryota; Metazoa; Nematoda; Chromadorea; Rhabditida; Rhabditidae.
AUGGCCCUCAACCUCCUCUCCACCACCUACGGCCUCAGCAUGCUCAGCGCCGAGCCGUCCGCCCAAAAGGACGCCUCGAACUUGUCGCGUCUCGGCUCUUCCGGUCAGCUUCACGAGGGAUACUCGGUGGUCAAUCGUUUCGAGGCGAAUGGCGGAGGCUGGGGAUAUAGCGCUCACUCCGUCGAAGCGAUCCAGUUCCAAGUCAACCGCCCCAUCCGGCUGAUCGGCGUCGGGUUGUACGGUGGCCGCGGCGAGUACAUCGCAAAGAUCCGCAUCCACCGGCUGAUCGGCGGCGAUAUGGACGAACGCUGUUUGAGUGUGGAGCAAGACAGACAGCUGCUUGAUGCUCACUCGACCGGUCAGCAUCCAGGCCGGCCAGUGGUACGCCGUGUCGGCAAAGAUCAGCGGUCCUGUUUGAAGGUCGAAAAAUCCAACGCUGAGGUGUAUGAGGAUCUCUCGAAAGAUCUGGACGGCCGGGGAUUUUCUGACUUUUCCGCGCUGCUCCGCUCGAAGACGCUGCUCACCCCGACGUCCGAAGUGUUCAACUCUUUGCUGCGGAUUUUUGACUGGGCCGUGACAAGAGCCUUCGAGCAACACCUCGACCUCCCCUACGAAGACCAGCGAUGGCUGAGCGAGCGUGCCGUUUCGAUCGGCAUCUUGGCGCUGAAGAUGAUCAAGUUUUACCUGAAAAUGCUCUAUCCCUCGAAUGGGGCUGCCGAGGAGCCGGGGCCGGAGUUUGCGGAGAGCGUCCUGAAAAUAUCGCUCGUCUUCAACACGUUGUUCGAGUUGGCCUCAAAUCAAAUUAAGGAGCCGAAGCUAAGCCGUUUCCGGGUGCCCGAGCUUGCCCAGGAGCUGGUGGUGAAGAUCGCGACCGAGCUGGUCACGCCCGACUUGCAGGGAUACGUGCAGCCGACGUUGCUGCAGACGCCGUCGAGGUUCCGGCGCAAUUCCCCGCACGCCAACUGGGAUCUCACUUCUGGAGCUCCGGACGCCAUUUGCUUCCGGACGGACAUAUCCGGGCUGACCCUGCAUGGUGUCGGGAUUUAUACCGGAAACCCGGCGGAGAUGACCAUGACGAUGGAGCUGCUCGAACAGACUUGCAGACCCGGGGAAUCGGAGUGGGAUAGGCUGGAGAUGGUGACGAUCCUCGUGCCCGCCACCGAGGAAGGCAAAGAGACGUUCAUUGCAAACGGUACCGUCUACGCCAUCAAACUAUCGACGCAGAACGGGACGAAGACGUUUUGCGGCGAGGGAGGCCUGAACUUUGUGCGGCUGUCGAACGGCGCCCGGCUGGUGUUCAACAACAGCGCAAUGAGCGAGAACGGGACGUCGAUGACGCGCGGCCAGAUCCCGUACCUCGUCUAUACGCUCAGCGACGCGCUGAAGCCGCAGCUUGACACGAAGAGCGAGAGGGAUCAGAAUGGCCGCUGGUUCGUGGCGCUGAUGCGGGUGUUGGCGGCCAAGAUCAGCGAGUCGCUGGCCAUUGGGGAUGUACCCCAAGCGGCGCGGAACCUCAUCUCCAAGCUGUCCGGGCUGGUGAUGGUGUUUUUGCAGACGAACCCGCAAAAAGCGCUUGAGCUAGUCGCAUCGAUAGAUCAACUCCUGCCCAUGAUCUCGAGCGUCAACGCCGCUUCGCGCCUCCAAUCGCCCAGCAACAACAUUUUCUCGAGCUACACAGAAGAGAAGAAAACGGUCCAGAUCGUCGCCGAGUCGCAGCACCCCUAUAAGAUGAACUAUGUCCAGUCUACGGUUGUCUCUUUCGAUGAUGACGUGACUUUCGUGUGCCUGCAAUUUUGUGAAGAGUGUCAAACGGCCCAGGCAGAUGACGUCCUCUGCGUGUAUGUGAAGACCGAUUCGGAUAGCUACGUGCCGGUGGCGAGGUAUUGUGGCUCUCAUGGCUGGCCGGUGAAGCCAACCAUCCUGCCCGGAAAUGUCAUUUGGUUUGUGCUGGAAUCGGGUAGUCGCGUCGAUGGCGCUACCCAGGAUCAGAUGUAUGGCUUCCGAUGUACCGUAACUGGAUACCCGGAAAUGGACGAACCCUCCAACCUACAGAUGGAGCAAGAGCUCGUGUGGAUCUCGGCGAAUGCUUGUAGAAUAUUGGUCGAGCUGCCCAACGACGCGGACAGCCUAUCGCAAGUGCUCAUUGAAGAGGAGGAGACCAGGGAUCUACUGGAGCAUCAUGGACAUUUGUUGAGAAAGGGGCUGAACUUCGCCCACACGCCAUCGGCCCAUGAGCUGCUCAGCCGAAGCCUGCCCGCCCCGGCCCUGACCUCAGACCUCCGCUUCUUGCGCGAGUUCAUCUCCGGCUCGCCGGCUACUGUCGCCGGGCUUUUGGCCAGGUGGCUCCCCCUCGGUCCCGUCGUCGACCUGGCGACCUGCCAGUUGGUGAUGAGCGACGAGCAGCUGACGGCCUGGUGCCUACAAUUCCACAAAGCCCUCGACCGAGAACUGAUCCGACUCGUCGAAGCUGUUCGCUCCCCAAAAGAAGAAUGCCAGCGCCAGGAGAGCGUCGAGAUGCAAAAAUCGAUGGAGCGCGCCGGAGAGCAGAGCGUGUUGAUCGAGACCCAGGAGAUGUAUGUUCUCGAGGACGGCGACCGGGUCGAGCUGUUCAGCCGGCCGUCCCUUGACGCUGUCGUCGAUGGGGAAGUGGUUGAAGGGCGUCGGGAGCUGCUCACGGACGGCUGGGUGCACAAUGCUCAAGGCGUCUGGAUCCGGCUCGCCCACACGAAGCGCUUCAUCUUGGCUGAGGACCAAGUCGGGCGCUCCUCGGUGCAUUCCCAGGCCCAGAGCUCGAACGGGAACGAUGAUGAGGAGCCUGGACCGUCGAAGCCGACGCCGGUCAGGGCCCCGGCGACGGCGGUGAAGGCGAUGCGACCUUCGAUUGUGGAUUGUUGUCGGACAGUUUUUGCCGCUUUCCUCUGGCACGAGCAUCUCGUGAAGGACGCGAUGGCUGCAGCUGCGUAUCUCAAAUUUCACAGCCAUUUACAUAACCUCUGGCCCUGCUCGCAAACUGCUCCAAUCUCGCUGGCGCCCAGCCCGCUACAGCCGUUGGUUAAGGUCUGGAAGGAGGUCAGCGCCGCGAUCCAAAGCACUAUCCAGCAAAAUAUUCUGCUGCCCUCCCCGCCGUCGGUCCGCCGUCCGAGGCACAGCCAAAACCCUGAUAUGGCCACUUUGGAGACCGGCGAAGCGAUGUGCGAGCUUUGCGAGGGGAGAUGCCGAGGGCCAGUUACUGUUCACAUGCGAAUGGGACACCCGGGCUGCGGAGGGGAAUGCCAGGGCCAUGGAUAUAAUUCGCAUGGAAAGUACACCACCGGGUGGGCCGGCAUGUGCGGCGAGGGCGGGCGAGCGCCUUCAACAUGGUACCUGCUGUGCCCUCCUUGCCGAGCCGCCUAUUUACGUCAGACACCUUCUGGUCAUCAACAGGAACGGAACAGAAGAUGGCGCGAAUUCCGACUCUCCAGUGGCCAACUUGACAGUCGACCCGAGUCUGUCAUUCGUCAGAACGCGCUCUUCCUCCUCGACCUGAACGCUACGGUCGAAGGAGCCGAGGGGAGCAAGAACAGCUCUGCAACAACGUCCGGCUGGACUACCGUAUUCCCCGGCCAGCUCCUCUCGCCUACCGUAUACCGAUCGGCAAACCUCGGGGGUCCCGGCACGACGCAUACGCUUACCACAACUUCGCAUCAAAUUCGAAAAGAUUCGGACGCCAUCCCGAUCUCGUCGGCAGCCGCCCAUUCCAGCGACCCUGGCCCAAAGGCGUGCUCCUCCAGCCGCAUUGACGUGUCGUUUGAGGACAAGCUGCAACAGGGUGGAGAUGAGCCGUCAGCCAUUAGUGCGCCGCCCGGUGAUGGCAUUCGUCAUCGAGCACCACGACUUGAAGAGGGUGCGGGAGGCGUCCUUCUCGGCGGUGAAGCGGGCGGUGGGGUUCGCGCAUGCGUUCCGGGUGUGGAACUGGUUGCUGCGGCUCGUCUCGUCGGAAACAAGGUCCGGCGGUUGUUCAUCUACAGCCAUGUUUGCUUU